Larimichthys crocea (large yellow croaker) is the source of this 3799-nucleotide messenger RNA. It is a transcript of the gene ppm1la, whose product is annotated as protein phosphatase, Mg2+/Mn2+ dependent, 1La. NCBI's taxonomy places the organism in Eukaryota, Metazoa, Chordata, Actinopteri, Sciaenidae. The record is from RefSeq and is a predicted model, not a curated record. Bases 526 to 1611 code for a protein of 361 amino acids. The transcript is spliced from 4 exons. Gene Ontology annotation, molecular function: cation binding; protein serine/threonine phosphatase activity. Gene Ontology annotation, biological process: protein dephosphorylation.
UGGUGUUCUGACACAGCCCGAGAAAUGGAGGUGUGUGUAUGUGGAAACUGUAAUGUUGAUGCGGAGACAGAUUAGACUCAUAGAGAGGAAACGGGGUCAAUGGUGGAGAAAGGAGGACACCUUUAAGUCACACCGUCGCCCUCCUCCGCUGACUUCCAUGUCUCUCUCCGGGGUGGGUCUAACCCAAAUUAUCCGUCAUCCAACAAUGGGCUGUGGGAGAUCGGCUCAGCUCGGAGAAUCCUCUUGCAGCUGUUUAGGGAGCCGAGGGUAGGACCAAGACAUCGGACCGAGUCAAUGAGGGUGGCCUGUCCCGCUUUUGUGCUGCGUUUUCUCGGGCAGCCAGUCGCUCUCCGUGCGUAAAUGCAUUCGGGGAAUAUAAGAGUGUCCUCCGAUGUGCGCUUUAAAUGUUGAAACUGAGUCUUUGUCAGCCAUCGUGCAAGUGAAUCGAUUUCCUCACAGCCCCGCUGAACGGAUGGAGUGAACUGAGCAAAAAGAGAGAGAGUGACUGCAGCUCGGUUGCGUGUGAUGAUAGGAGACACAAUGACGCUCUUGUCUCUUCUGGGUCGGAUCAUGCGCUAUUUUCUCCUCAGGCCUGAGACAUUGUUUCUGUUGUGCAUCAGUCUGGCGCUGUGGAGUUAUUUCUUUCACACCGACGAGGUGAAAACCAUCGUCAAGUCGAGCCGGGAUGCCGUGAAGAUGGUGAAGGGGAAAGUGGCGGAGAUGAUGCAGAAUGACCGGCUUGGAGGCCUCAGUAUCCUGGAUGCAGAGUUCUCCAAAACCUGGGACUUCAAGAAUAAUAACGUGGCCGUGUACUCCAUACAGGGGAGGCGAGAUCACAUGGAGGACCGCUUUGAGGUGCUCACCGACAUCACCAACAAGAGCCACCCGUCCAUAUUCGGGAUAUUUGACGGUCAUGGUGGAGAGGCUGCAGCUGACUAUGUGAAGGCCCACCUGCCAGAAACCCUGAAGCAGCAGCUGCAGGCUUUUGAGAGAGAGAAGAGAGAGAGCGCUCUCUCUUAUGCCAGUAUCCUCGAGCAACGGAUCCUGACUGUGGAUCGUGAGAUGCUGGACAAGCUCUCUGCCAACCAUGAUGAAGCAGGUACGACAUGCCUUGUGGCGCUGCUGUCAGACAGAGAACUCACAGUGGCGAAUGUUGGAGAUUCCCGUGGUGUGUUGUGUGACAAAGAUGGGAACGCUGUCGCACUAUCACAUGACCACAAGCCGUAUCAGCUCAAAGAGCGGAAGAGGAUCAAGAGGGCAGGAGGUUUCAUUAGUUUUAAUGGAUCCUGGAGAGUCCAGGGAAUCCUGGCUAUGUCCCGCUCUCUAGGGGACUACCCGCUGAAAAACCUCAACGUAGUCAUCCCCGACCCCGACAUCAUGACCUUUGACCUGGACAAACUGCAGCCAGAGUUCAUGAUCCUGGCGUCUGAUGGCCUGUGGGAUGCUUUCAGCAACGAGGAGGCCGUCCGGUUUGUCCGCGAGCGUCUGGAUGAGCCUCACUUUGGUGCCAAGAGCAUCGUCCUCCAGUCUUUCUACCGCGGCUGCCCCGACAACAUCACCGUCAUGGUGGUGAAGUUCAAAAGUGGAGCCGGCGGGAGUAGCAAGGCGUGAGAGUAGGUCAUGGUCAAGCUUAGAGCUCACAUUAUUUUCUAUGAUUUCCCCAUCUUUGAGAUGGAGCAGCAAGUGUGAUAUCACAGGAGGACUAGUAUGAACAUUAAGAACUUUGACAUGAAAACACACACACACACACAUACAUACAAAAAUACUUCAAAUUAGCUUUUGUUUUAUUUGUAGGUUUUUGAUUGAGAUAAGGGCAUUCGAACACAACACAGAGCUCAAUGACGAAUACGUUAAAAUACUCAAUCAACACGACAUACACACACCAAAUGGGGGGGGGAUUUUCUCUUAACCAGCACACACUAGACUGUGACAGAUUUACUACUGUUUACUGUACAUGCACGUGAAUGGUACAGCUCCACUGGAGGCUUCUUCAUUGGAGGCUUCAACUAGUGCCUACUCAAGAAUUACUGUGCAACAGUACAGGAAGCUACUGAAAAUGUAUUUGCGAAAAGCUUCAUCCUGCUUGCUGCAUUUUGAUGACGCUCUCGAGUAUUGUAUAUGCAUCUGUUACAUUUUUGACCUGGAAAAUAUUGUUAAUUAUAAAAAAAAAGUUUUAAAAAAAGACUCCAGUGGAUCCAUACCUUUAUUUAACUUAAAGCAAUGCGACACCUAAACUCUACUUUUGAGUAUCAAGCAAUCAUUCCUCGUAGACUUGAGAGAUAGGCGUUAACCGUUUUUUAGUUUCAUUGUCGGGCUGCAGUCAGCUUCAAGUGCUGGUUAUGCUGCCUUUUUUAAAAGCAAGCAGUCUCCACUGGUGGAAGAAAAAGUUGGAUAGAUAUGGAGUUAAACAGCAGGAGCUCUGAUUGGCCAGCUGCUAUAUAUUGGCAGGACUCUGUCCAAUCACAACUCCUGCUACUGCUCUGACUACUGCACACAGCCCUUGAAUUAAAGUUUGAAAUAAAGCAAAUACAAAACAAAAACUAAAUGUUUAAACAGGAAAUUGGUGAAUGUGAAAAAGAUUUUAAAAUGCAAUUGCAAAAUAAUUGUUUAAAAGAUGAAAAAAGAGAAUUAGUAAUUGGCUUAUAUAAUUACAUUUUUAUAUUUUAUGAUCUGUCUCAAAAUGAAUGUAACCGUAACAAUUGAAAUACAUUAAGAAUUUAAGGAGGGUGGUCCCUCAGGCUAACCAGAGUUAUGAUAAAACGGUCUGAGAAGUUUCUAUGGAUACUUUCAUUUUUUGUCUGUAAAGAAUGGUCUCUCUUGUCUUUAAAGGCUGAAACUGCUAAAUUUUACAGCCACUUUUCAAGUGUGCAGAAGGUUAGUGAUACACAGGAGAUAGACUUUGGGUAGAGUAUUACUUUAACACACACCACAUACACACAUAACACACAAACAGUUGUAAAAAAAAAUAAUAAAAAAUUGCACUUUUCAGAUGUUUAUUUUUUGGAAUGGGAAAUUCAUACAUAUCAGCCAAUGUAAACUCUGUAUAUCCUCAGUAAUACAAGAGGGUUUUAAUGUAUGUAGAACCUGAUUAAGUUCCUAACCUUCACCUCUUGGUACUGCAAUUUUAUGGAGCUAAUGUAAAUCGUUCCGUCCAAGUUGUUUUACACCAUCUGUAUCAGGGCAUGUGCUUUGGCUUAUCCAUGUUCAUGAACAAAGUACAUGUAUUCAUGGACACACUGGUGGCUGCCUUUGACCUGGGAAGCACAUGAAACAGGAGGUGCAACAGAUUCGCACGCCUCUGCUGCCAUGAGAAACUAAAAGAUGACACAACAUGAACUGUACAGUCGCAGCCUGAAUGCAAGUAGCUAGUAAUAUGAUAUGCUCGUGAAGCAAUACAACUGGUGUCAUUGGCAGCAACAACAACCUGUUAAGGGAAGUUACAGUAAAACCAUACUUGAUUUACUACUGUUUUAUGUUCAACUACUUUUUACCACUGUGUUUCAUGAUCUCUGUAUCAGUGGACAGAAGCCUUUUUUUUUAUUUAACAGUUUACCCAAUGCCUUAUUUAUUGUUGAGUUUUUGGAUGUGUCUGGCGUAUUUGCCAAAUCAUAUUCUUUUCUUCUUCUUUUUUUUUUUUUGUCCUUCUGUGUAUGAGCAGAAGUUUCCAAUAAAUUAGAUACCCAUCACUUUGAUUUUGAUUCACAAAUGUUGAGCUGAUGCUCAGUGUAAAAAAACAACAAGAGUGUAAAAAAAUCUGUAUGUAAACUCAGUAUUAAAGAACUUUCUCUUUCAUCUUGAA